AUGGCUCGCGUGGACGGACGUAUCUACAACUGGGUCAAGCGUUUUCAUCCCGAGGAUCUUUCAUGCCGGCUGAAUGGCGGUUUCCUACACGGUGCAUACAACCUCGGCCAGAAGUUUAUCUUUGACGAUGGGACAAUUUGGUUUCUUCGUCUUCCUCGAGGUAGCAGCAUUUCUCCGGAAUGUGCAGACGAGAAGGUAGCUAUGGAAAUAGAAGCCCUUCACCUGGUCCGGGAGAAGACAUCGAUACCGGUCCCAGAAAUCCACGCAUGGGGAUUUUCAGAGGAGAACCCCUUGGCAGAUGGCGCGCUUUAUGUUGCAGCUUUCGAGAUCGAUUUUGAACGGAUUGGCAGCUUGCCCACCCCAAGGACGAAAUUUCCCGCGCCUGCUCGUCCACUCACAUGGAAGGUGAUCGACAUGAGGGGUUUUCUACGACUAGAGAAUAUUUUUCAAUAUGUGAACAACCAAGAUUGGCAACAACUACGACUUCAACCGAAUUCAAUCGCAGGUCCGCGGGCUGCCAGGUCGAGCUACGCCUCGUUUAAGAUUCUACAGUGUCAAAUACCAGAAUUAACUAAUACAACCUACGACCGAGGCCCUUUCAAACUUAUCUGUGACGAUUUUGGCCUAGGAAAUGUGAUUGUGCGAAGUAAGGAUGACCUUACAAUCACCGGCGUAAUAGAUCUUGAGUGGGUUUACGCCGGCCCAGCUCAGUUAUUUGCUUCGGCUCCUUGGUGGCUCCUUUUGGAUUGCCCCAUUAACACCGAGUGGGACUUUGAAGAGGGAGAGGCUCCGAAAGCCACUGAUGGCUACUUCGAGUGUCUGGCAAUCUUUAAGCGUGUGCUGGCGGAAGAGGAGGCAAAGAUGACGGUAAAUCAAGGGAAAGAACUCUCUGAACUCAUACAAUGGUCCGAAGACUCGGGUGCCAUGUGGCUCCAGAUGCUUCUGUCGAGCGGCUUUUUUGAUACGCCUAGCUUUCCUUGCAUGCAACUGCGGAAGCAUCGGGGUGCUGAAUGGUGGGACGAGCGCAUGGAAGCGUAUGGGGGUACAGAGGAAGAAGUAACAUUCGUGACUAACAAGCUGGAUGAUUUAGCUGCAUAUGACAAGAUUGAAAAUGAGGUUGAACACUGCAAAGCCCUCAUGGAUAGCAAGGAGAUGACAACAGAGGAUUUUAUUUACACUGUCUCCUCUCUUCUCAGGUCUACUCGAUAG
Molecule: messenger RNA, 1209 nt
Organism: Aspergillus fischeri NRRL 181
Lineage: Eukaryota; Fungi; Ascomycota; Eurotiomycetes; Eurotiales; Aspergillaceae
Exons: 3
Coding region: 1-1209 (402 amino acids)
Source: RefSeq, a predicted model, not a curated record